Molecule: messenger RNA, 723 nt
Organism: Linum tenue
Lineage: Eukaryota; Viridiplantae; Streptophyta; Magnoliopsida; Malpighiales; Linaceae
Source: the annotation of a GenBank genome assembly
CUGGCUGACCAGGAGCGCCACCUCAAGGAGCUGAUCUCGGCGGCCGACAUCUCCAGCGACCAGCCGGACCUCCUCCGCGGGCUCCUGGGCCGGGUGAUGGACCAGUACGAGCACUACUACCGGGCCAAGUCGUUGUCGGUCCAUCAAGACGUGCUGGCCAUGCUGUCCCCGUCGUGGAGGAGCACGCUGGAGGACGCCUUCCUGUGGAUCGGCGGGUGGCGGCCAUCCAUGGCUUUCCACGUCAUCUACUCCAAGUCCGGGCUCCAGUUCGAGACCGGACUCCGCGACAUCCUCCAAGGGAUCCCCACCGACGACCUGGCCGACCUCUCCGGGGAGCAGCUCCGCCGCAUCGACGAGCUCCAGCGGCGGACGGUGAGGGAGGAGAGGGAGAUCACGGAGGAUAUGGCCAAGGUGCAGGAAUCCGCUGCGGACUCGUCCAUGGUGGACCUCUCCCAUUCGGUCAGCCAGAUGAUGCGGAACGGAGGAUCGCCGAGUAUGGACGAGCGGGUGGAUAGCACGUUGGUGGUGAAGGAGAGGCAGAUGGAGGAGGUUCUGCAUGCGGCGGAUGAUCUGCGGCUGAGGACGCUUAGGGCGAUUGUUGACGAGAUCUUGACUCCCAUCCAGGCCGUCCAUUUUUUCAUCGCGGUGGCCGAGCUGCAUCUGCGUCUGCAUGACUGGGGGAAGCGGCGGGAUGCCGUGGACACAUCUCAGCCGUCCACGUGA